AUUUUUAGAAAAAUGUUUAGAUGUGUUAAUUUCCGAACAAUAUUUUCAAUGGCAAGAAAUAUUAGGGUUAUAAAUAAAUUAAAAAAGACUUAGGAAGCUUCUCAAUAAUUUUCAAUGUCUUAUGAAAAUAAAAAUGAUGAUGAUGGUAUAAACUGUCUUGAUAAUUAGAUGUGAUUGGAGAUAUAAAUGAUGUUUAAUUAAAAUAAGACUAAAUUCUUAAAGAUUCAAAUAAACCUGAUAUUAAUUUAAUUAAAGAAACGGUAUUAUUUGAUGGAGAUGAUCCUUAUUAUGAAAAAGUUGUCGAUAGACCUGAUAAAGGAACAGUUUGGGGAUUACAAGGUGAACUUGUGCAAUAAAAAGAAAUAUUAUUUGAUCCUAAUCAAUAAUUGGACAUAUAUAAAUUAAUUUCUUUUUUAGAAGUAUCGAUAUUCUAAAAUAAUUGAGAUAAAUUAAAUAAAAGAUAUUGUACAUUAUGAUUUAGAAGAGUAUGGAAAAGAAUUACCUUAAAGAUAUGGUAUUGUCGGAACUAUGUAUUCAAGCAAUCAUGGAUGGAAAGUUUGUAAAGAAUUAAUUAAAGGAUUUAUGGUCUAAUAUCAAAAAGAAUAAGAAGAAAUAAAAAAAUAAAAUUUAGAAUUAGGAAUUGAAGCAAUGAAUGCUGGACCUGAAUAGAGAGGAAUUUUGAAUCUAAAAAGACAACAUCAUUUAGGUAUAGGAACUUAUGGAAAACCUUAAAUAAGUGGAUAAAAAGAUGAUGAAUGGUUGAUGGUUUAUUAUAAGCAAUACAUGAUUCAUUUACUGACUGAAGAUAGUAGAUAAGAAGUUGAUAUUGAAGCUAAAUGGAUUUAUCAACCUACAGAAGAACAUAUGGAUGAAUAUGAUAAAUUAAUGAUUGCCACUAAAACAGGAAAUAGAAGAUUUUUCGAACCUUUUGAGUGA
Molecule: messenger RNA, 936 nt
Organism: Paramecium sonneborni
Lineage: Eukaryota; Ciliophora; Oligohymenophorea; Peniculida; Parameciidae
Source: the annotation of a GenBank genome assembly